Molecule: messenger RNA, 513 nt
Organism: Colletotrichum spaethianum
Lineage: Eukaryota; Fungi; Ascomycota; Sordariomycetes; Glomerellales; Glomerellaceae
Exons: 2
Coding region: 1-513 (170 amino acids)
Source: RefSeq, a predicted model, not a curated record
AUGAAGUUCACCACGGCUCUCUACCUCGUCCUCACCUCCUCGGUGGCCGCUAUGCCCGCCGAGGAUCUUUCGAAGCGUCAGGCCGUCAACCGCGGCUCAAAUACUCUCGUAUUCAAAGAGCAGGAUGGUGUACCUGGAAACGAGUGCCUCACUUUCCGCAACAAUGGCGAGAUCGUCAACGCUGCGUGCGUCAACACUGCCGCCGACAGACAAAUCACGCCCUCGACAAGAAACGGCCAGGACGUGCUUCUCGUUCAGCGCUCGUUCAGCAAUGGCUUCAGACCCGACCUCGUCAACAAGCAAGCCUGUGUUGGCUUCAACGGUACAGCCUUCCGCGCCGAGGACUGCGCUUCAAAGAACAUCGAGUUCGUGGCCCAGCAAGGCAACAACCUUGUCGCCGCCAAUGGCGCCUGCUUGAACGGCCACGAUGACAAAGCGCAGGUUACUGUCUCUGAACAAGGCCAAAAUUGCGCUAAAUUCACCACCACUACCGUCACACCCACGAACCCGUAA